Schistosoma bovis is the source of this 745-nucleotide messenger RNA. The record is from the annotation of a GenBank genome assembly. NCBI's taxonomy places the organism in Eukaryota, Metazoa, Platyhelminthes, Trematoda, Strigeidida, Schistosomatidae.
AUGAAUCGAAUAAAUUCAGCCGUAAAUAACAACUAUAGUCGUUACUUGGUACAUUGCAAACGUUAUUUAAAAGAAGUCUUAAGUUCAGGAGUACUGGGUGCUGAAGCAGCCUCACUUGAUAUAGUUGAACUUAUACCUGGAGAUAAGUAUUCUAAAAUUGAUGUCAACUGUAAACUACCAGUAUAUGAUGGCUCCAACAAACCUUCAAUAAAGCAAACACCCACCGCAUUGGCAUUUCAUAUUCAGCAGUAUAUGAAUAGUGGAAGUAGUGAAUUAAGAUCACUUUUGCAUAAGGGUUAUCCAAAGAUGAAGAUUCCUGUUUUUCAGUUUUUUAUAACUGAACAGACCUGUAUAGUAAAUGCUCCUUCAAUUGAUUCAGAACAUUUACAGUCAUCCAACGAUGUAGUAUGUACUGCUAUUCCAGCGUCUAUCAAACCUAAUAAUGUUUAUGGAUUGGAACGUGAUAAACUUGUUAAAUUAAUUAAUUCAAGAUUGAAAGCGAUAAGGAAGAAAUCUCAUACUUUAGAGCCAAGAAAUUUAAUAUCUGAUAAUUAUGAAGAGAUAAAUAUCACUCCUGAAUCCAUUAAACAAGAUCACAAUUCCAUCAGUGCAUGGGCAAAAUAUUGGAAGGAGAGUCAAGAUUGGCGAGCUAUAGCUAAACGCGAUAGAAGACUUCGUCAUCAAAGUACAGGAUUAGAAUUUUUAACACAUAAUCAAAACAAGAGUAGUGACGUAGAAAAUUGAC